Messenger RNA from Mugil cephalus (flathead mullet), 2761 nucleotides. It is a transcript of the gene adora2aa, whose product is annotated as adenosine A2a receptor a. Gene Ontology annotation, cellular component: membrane. Gene Ontology annotation, molecular function: G protein-coupled adenosine receptor activity. Gene Ontology annotation, biological process: adenylate cyclase-activating G protein-coupled receptor signaling pathway; G protein-coupled adenosine receptor signaling pathway. Bases 503 to 1846 code for a protein of 447 amino acids. Lineage: Eukaryota; Metazoa; Chordata; Actinopteri; Mugiliformes; Mugilidae. The record is from RefSeq and is a predicted model, not a curated record. The transcript has 3 exons.
CGAGGGAGGGGUGAGAUACAGACAGAGAGACGGAGGCAGAGGAAGAAAGAAAGUCUCAUCUGCUGCUUCAAGUCCUUCAUUAAGGGCUGUUUUAUAUAAAUAGAACCGAGGGCAGCGGCCAAAUCAUCUAAAUCGACAUUUGAACGCACCUUAGAGAAGCGCGACAUAAUGUUCCAGUGAUGUGUGUUGUUGGCAUCAUCUCAGCCCUUUGACAAGUCCAUGGGAAAACAACGCUGAGGGAAGAGGACGUCAGAGGAGCUUUCUACGAGGAGAGAAUGGAGGUGGCCGCAUCCUGUGUGAGGAGUUAGGAGUCAUGACAGCGUCACCUGGAGUUCAAUAAGGCGUUUUGCCCCCCCCCCCUCCACCUGUUUGAGCAGAGCAGAUGUGAAGGAAUAGAUUCUGGUGGAUGUUGCUGGAGGCUCUACAGGUUGCAGGUUGCAGCUAUGGACGUUGAGGCGAGGCUUCCUCCCUCCUCAUCAGUGACCUUGUCGUUUGUCUCACCAUGCCGGACGUGACCGCUGCCUCCGUCCUCUACAUCAUCCUGGAGCUGCUGAUUGCUGUCUUCUCUGUGCUGGGCAAUGUGCUGGUCUGCUGGGCCGUGUGUCUCAACAGCAACCUGCAGAGCAUCACCAACUUCUUCGUGGUGUCACUGGCAGCGGCCGACAUCGCCGUGGGCGUCCUGGCCAUUCCCUUCGCCAUCGUCAUCAGCACCGGCUUCUGCUCCAACUUCUAUGGCUGCCUCUUCAUUGCUUGCUUUGUCCUGGUCCUCACACAGAGCUCCAUCUUCAGCCUGCUGGCCAUCGCUAUAGACCGCUACAUUGCGAUCAAGAUACCGCUCAGGUACAACAGUUUGGUGACAGGCCAGCGGGCUCGAGGCAUCAUCGCCAUCUGCUGGAUCUUUUCCAUCAUCAUCGGUCUGACCCCCAUGAUGGGCUGGCACAAGCUGCCCAACAACGACAACAGCACCUGCCCGUCCGGCCUGAUGAAGUGCCUGUUCGAGGAGGUGGUGGAAAUGGAGUAUAUGGUCUACUUCAACUUUUUUGCCUGCGUCCUCAUCCCCCUGCUGCUGAUGCUGGCCAUCUACCUGUGUAUCUUCAUGGCAGCUCGCCACCAGCUCAAGCUGAUGGAAGUGAAGGCGGUCCACGGGGAGAAGUCACGCUCCACGCUGCAGAAGGAGGUCCAGGCCGCCAAGUCCCUGGCCAUCAUUGUCGGACUGUUUGCAGUCUGCUGGCUGCCUUUACACAUCAUCAACUGCUUCACGCUCUUCUGCCCUCAGUGUAAUCGUCCUCCUCUCUGGAUCAUGUAUGUGGCCAUUAUCCUCUCCCAUGCCAACUCUGUUGUAAAUCCCUUCAUCUACGCCUACCGCAUCCGUGAGUUCAGGCGGACCUUCCGCAGGAUAAUCCGACGCAACAUACUGGGCCGACAGGAGAGGUUUGAGAGCAGCAGCCAGCGGACCUCCACUCACAACAGCAUCACAGACUCCAUCAGACUCAAGACAAACUUUGACAUUGUCACAGAACACAGCGGCAGUACCUGUGCAAGCUCCUACCACUGUCCUACACACAUCUCCCCUGUAGGGGGCGGACUGGUGGCGGUAUCCCACCCUCCUCUGUCGGUCGUCAUCUCCCACUGUCCUAAGAUGGGACUGUGUCCGCUGCAGGCUCUCAGACAGACUCAGAUCCCACUGGGACAUCAGCUACAGUUUGAGGAGCAGCAGCACGACUGCGCUGGAACAGAAGUCCUGGAGGAAUCGGGUAAAGAGAACCUCGGCUCGGCCCAGCUCGCCUCGCUGGUCAGUAAGCAGGGCAGGAAGAGUUGCUUUGGUGAGCUGACCAAGGUGUCCUGAUGCAUGCACAGGAGGGAGCCUGCAUUCACUCAGGAGCCUUGCUAAAACACCGACGUGAGCUCAGGAUCAGGAUUUAAAAUCUCCUUGCCACAAAAAAAAAAAUCCUCUAUUUAAAUAUGUUGACUUUGUCAUUUAGAGUAAGCGUCUACAGGUCCCUCAAAGAGACUGAACAGCUUCUGACAAAGCAUGCGAGUGCUUUAAUUGGACUGAACCACUGACAGUGCUGUGUUUUCAGUGCAGCCACGCCACACUUAAAAAAUGCCUCUGUUUUCAUUUCAUCACCAUCUCUUGAUGCUGUUUUAAAAGUGUUCGACCCACAAUAUGGACCUCUCACAUCCUGCUGUUUCUGGUUUUAAUGAGGAACCUCUGAUUCAACGCGCAAUUUUCGUCAAAUUGCUUAUCAACUUUUUAGUUUUUCAGGGAUGUAAACACACUCUCUUCUGACGGAUUUCACCUCACACCACUGCGAUGAAGAAAGGUUUCAGAUUUCUCUAUUUUUGGCAGUGAUUAACAUGCAUGAACAAAUUACAUGGUUUAAGUUUGCACUCUGUUUCUUUCUUUGGGUCCUAUGGUGUUUCUCUUGGGACUAGAAAACAAGGGCGGUUAAGACGCAGCGGCGUCACACUUCACCUGAUUUAAACGAAACUGUCAAAAAACUGAAAUGUAACUUUGUGUUUUUGUUUGCCCUGUGUGAGAAUGAGGCUUUAAUGUGUGCUUAUUUAAUUUAAAUUAAUGCAAACACAGUCUGAUGAAUGAUGGGAAAUCUGAGGAGCACUGUGAUGUUUGACCUUGACCAAACAGAAUGGAAAACAUUUUUAUUUUUCCUGAUGAAUUCUUCCCAGUGCGGCUACUGUCCUCACGAGCCGGCUGGUACAAAGUCGUGUGUUUAAAUAAAGCCUUUUAAUUUUCAAAGUU